Messenger RNA from Pseudophryne corroboree (corroboree frog), 4341 nucleotides. RefSeq names its product zinc finger protein 585A-like. The transcript has 7 exons. Bases 68 to 3463 code for a protein of 1131 amino acids. NCBI's taxonomy places the organism in Eukaryota, Metazoa, Chordata, Amphibia, Anura, Myobatrachidae. The record is from RefSeq and is a predicted model, not a curated record.
UCCAGCUGUGAGGAACGGAGUCUUUAUUACACAUCACACGUUCUGUAUUCUCUCUGAUUCACAAAGGAUGGACAAGGACAGGAGUCACAGGACGGAGAGGAUAAUAAAUAUCACCCUGGAGAUCAUCUACCUGCUGACUGGGGAGGAUUACACAGUAGUGAAGAAGUCAUCCAAUGAGUAUGAGAAACUCAGCAGCCAUCCCCGUGUGUCAGGAGGACUGAGUAGAACCCAGAGCCCCAUCCCAGUGCCUCCACCUCACUUACUGACACAUGAGAGACACAAUGACCAAAAGAUCCUGGAACUCACCAACAAGAUCAUUCAGCUGCUGACUGGAGAGGAGGCGGAGUAUAUAGAGGAACACAGGGAUCUGUACAAGGCGAUGAUGAUGGAGAAUCUCCGGCCUCUCACAUCACUGGAUGGGCCCAGUAACAGAGAUACCCCAGAGAGAUGUCCCCGUCCUCUGUAUUCCCAGGAUUGUACAGAGGAGAAUCACAGGAUCCCACAGGAGGAUCAGGGUGAAGCACAAUUAAAUAAUAUUAAAAUCAAAGAUACAGAGGUAGAAGAAGAGACGUAUGUGACUGAUAUUAAGGCAGAAGAUAUAGAGGGAGAAGAAGAGACGUAUGUGACUGAUAUAAAGGCAGAAGAUAUAGAGGGAGAAGAAGAGACGUAUGUGACUGAUAUAAAGGCAGAAGAUAUAGAGGGAGAAGAAGAGACGUAUGUGACUGAUAUGAAGGCAGAAGAUAUAGAGGGAGAAGAAGAUACGUAUGUGAGGGGUGAUCAGCAGUGUAAGGAGGAGGAGAUCCCUACAGAUAUCAGCACAGAUGGACACACAAGCAGGAAUAUCUCAGAAGGACAUCUAAUAUCAUGCCUGGAUUGUGAAAUAAAAGAUGACAGUAGACAGGAUUCUCCAGGAACUAAUCUCAUUACCCCAAUUGUACAUCCAGCUCUAUCAGCUGAUCCCUCUGAUCCUGGGAAAUGUUCUCCUGAUCACUCUGAUAUUGGUGCAUCUGUUACAGAUCUGAGAGUAGAUACAGUGUUUCCAUGUUCUAUAGAUGCACCAUGUUUUACACAGAACACAAAGCUUAUUACCCAUCAGGCAGGUAAGGCAGGUGAGAGGCCAUUUCCAUGUUCUGAGUGUGGGAAAUGUUUUACACGGAAAUCACAUCUUGUUAUACAUGAGAGAAGUCACACAGGUGAGAAGCUAUUUUCAUGUUCUGAGUGUGGGAAAUGUUUUACAUCCAAAUCAAAUUUUGUCAUACAUCAGAAAACUCACAUAGGUGAGAGUCCAUUUACAUGUUCUGAGUGUGGGAAAUGUUUUACACGGAAAUCACAUCUUGUUAUACAUGAGAGAAGUCACACCGGAGAGAAGCCAUUUACAUGUUCUGAGUGUGGGAAAUGUUUUUCACUGAAAUCGAAUCUUGUUCAACAUGAGAGAAGUCACACUGGAGAGAAGCCAUUUUCUUGUUCUGAGUGUGGAAAAGGUUUUUCACACAAAUCAUGUCUUGUUCAACAUGAGAGAAGUCACACUGGAGAGAAGCCAUUUACAUGUUUUGAGUGUGGGAAAUGUUUUACACGGAAAUUACAUCUUGUUCAACAUGAGAGAAGUCACACCGGAGAGAAGCCAUUUUCAUGUUCUGAGUGUGGAAAAUGUUUUGCACUGAAAUCAACUCUUAUCAGACAUGAGAGAAGUCACACCGGAGAGAAGCCAUUAUCAUGUUCUGAGUGUGGGAAAUGUUUUGCACUGAAAUCAACUCUUAUUAGACAUGAGAGAAGUCACACCGGAGAGAAGCCAUUUACAUGUUCUGAGUGUGGGAAAUGUUUUUCACUGAAAUCGAAUCUUGUUCAACAUGAGAGAAGUCACACUGGAGAGAAGCCAUUUUCUUGUUCUGAGUGUGGAAAAGGUUUUUCACACAAAUCAUGUCUUGUUCAACAUGAGAGAAGUCACACUGGAGAGAAGCCAUUUUCUUGUUCUGAGUGUGGAAAAGGUUUUUCACACAAGUCACAUCUUGUUACACAUGAGAGAAGUCACACCGGAGUGAAGCCAUUUACAUGUUCUGAGUGUGGGAAAUGUUUUUUACUGAAAUCGAAUCUUGUUCAACAUGAGAGAAGUCACACUGGAGAGAAGCCAUUUUCUUGUUCUGAGUGUGGAAAAGGUUUUUCACACAAGUCAUAUCUUGUUAUACAUGAGAGAAGUCACACUGGAGUGAAGCCAUUUACAUGUUCUGAGUGUGGGAAAUGUUUUUCACUGAAAUCGAAUCUUGUUCAACAUGAGAGAAGUCACACUGGAGAGAAGCCAUUUUCAUGUUCUGAGUGUGGGAAAGGGUUUAUACAGAAAUCACAUCUUGUUAGACAUGAGAGAAGUCACACAGGUGAAAAGCCAUAUUCCUGUUCUGAGUGUAGGAAAUGUUUUCCACGGAAAUCAGAUCUUGUUACACAUCAGAGAAGUCACACAGGUGAGAAGCCAUAUUCCUGUUCUGAGUGUGGGAAAUGUUUUGUAUAUAAAUCAAGUCUUGUUACACAUCAGAAAAGUCACACAGAUGAGAAGCCAUAUUCCUGUAUUGAGUGUGGGAAAUGUUUUGCAUGUAAAUCACAUCUUGUUAAACAUCAUAUAAGUCACACAGGUGAGAAGCCAUAUUCCUGUUCUCAGUGUGGGAAAUGUUUUGCAUCAAAAUCAAAUUUUGUUACACAUCAGAAAAGCCACAGAGGUGAGAAGCCAUAUUCCUGUUCUGAGUGUGGGAAAUGCUUUACAUAUAAAUCAUAUCUUGUUACACAUCAUAUAAGUCACACAGGUGAGAUGCCAUUUCCCUGUUCUGAGUGUGGGAAAUGCUUUACAUAUAAAUCACAUCUUGUUACACAUCAGAGAAGUCACACAGGUGAGAAGCCAUAUUCCUGUUCUCAGUGUGGGAAAUGUUUUGCAUCGAAAUCAUAUUUUGUUACACAUCAGAAAAGUCACACAGGUGAGAAGCCAUAUUCCUGUAUUGAGUGUGGGAAAUGCUUUGCAUGUAAAUCACAUCUUGUUACACAUCAGAGAAGUCACACAGGUGAAAAGCCGUAUUCCUGUUCUGAGUGUGGGAAGUGUUUUCCACGGAAAUCAGCUCUUGUUAGACAUCAGAGAAGUCACACAGGUGAGAAGCCGUAUACCUGUCCUGAGUGUGGGAAAUGCUUUACAUAUAAAUCAGCUCUUGUUACACAUCAGAGAAGUCACACAGGUGAGAACCCUUAUUCCUGUUCUGAGUGUGGGAAAUAUUUUGCAUGGAAAUACGAUCUUGUUAAACAUCAGAGAAGUCACACAGGUGAGAAGCCGUAUUCCUGUUCUGAGUGUGGGAAAUGUUUUGCAUGGAAAUCAGAUCUUGUUAAACAUCAGAGAAGUCACACAGGUGAGAAGCCGUAUUCCUGUUCUGAGUGUGGGAAAUGUUUUGCAUGGAAAUCAGUUCUUGUUAAACAUCAGCGAUUUCACAGGUGAGAAUCCAUUUUCAUGCUGUGAGAUAAAUAAAUCUGCUCUUGUUGAACAUAUUAGACAUUACCCAAGCACGGAACCAUUUAAAUCUUCUGGAGUAUAAUUAUCACUGUUGUGCAAUGUUCCUCAAGGGUCAAUCCUAUCUCCUAUGCUUUAUAAAAUAUAUAUGCUACCACUGGGUGAUAUAAUCAGACGUCAUGGCCUGGUCUACCACUGCUAUGUAGAUGACCUGCUUUUUGCUCCAUGUACUGAGAACCUAAUACCAAUCCUAAAUAGUUGUCUAGCUGGGCGCCAGGGGUGGAUGAUGCCAGCCCAGCAUUACAUGGUCCAAGGUACCAGAAGCAGCUUCUGCCUCCUUACUGCCCUGCUGGCUUCUACAGAUGAAGGAUUGUUACCAGCAGUACCAAGAAUCUCCUGUCAUUCAUUUAUGGGUUGAACUUUUAGUUUUGCAGCCCUGACCAUGGAACUCACUGCCUUGCACAGUCCAAGAGACCUCCACUCUAGAGACCUUCACAAGUAGACUGAUGACUGUUACUCACGCUUUUCAUUAAUGUACCUCUAUUUACUUCCUAAAUAAUACAUCCCAAAUGCUUAGGUCUUUUUUCUGCUGUUUAUUUUGUAUCUUGUGCUUUGUGUAAAUGUGUAUGUCUAAUACCAGUUUCUACAAUCUGUAUUGCUGCACGACAAUAUGGCGGCCAUUGGAACGUGUUUUCACUUCUUCUAGUUUGCCUAACUUGUUGCUGACACUCAUCUUGAUCAGGAGUGUUUUCAGAUACAAGAUCCUAUCUAUAUAUACCCUGUACAUUAUCAUGUGCAUUAGUCACCCGGGUUCCAUCUGCGGUGGUUUGUUGUAUGUUACAUCUAUAUGGUGCGGAUACUUCCUG